AUGGGACAGUGGUUAGCCUCCGCCUUCAGCUCUCUUAUGGGCAAGAAGGAAGUGCGCAUUAUCAUGGUCGGUCUGGAUGCGGCUGGCAAGACCACGAUCAUCUACAAGCUGAAGCUAGGCGAGGUUGUGACGACGACGCCGACCAUCGGGUUCAACGUUGAGACGGUCGAGUAUAAGAACCUCAAGUUCACCAUGUGGGAUGUCGGCGGUCAGCAAAAGUUGCGCUCCCUGUGGCACUACUACUACCAGGGCUCCAACGGCGUCAUCUUUGUCGUGGACAGCAAUGACCCGGAGCGAAUGUCUCUAGCGAAGGAGGAGCUGGACAAGAUCUUGGCCGAGGAGGAGCUGCGUAAUGCAGUGCUUCUCGUGUUCGCAAAUAAGCAGGAUCUGCCCAAUGCACUGACGACAACGCAGGUUACGGAGAAGCUUGGCCUUCAGAGCGUACGUAAUCGGCGGUGGUACAUUCAGGGGUGCUGCGCCACGACGGCGCAGGGCCUCUACGAAGGCCUUGACUGGCUGUCCAGCAACAUCUCUGUCACCAUGCAAUAG
This is a messenger RNA of Leishmania braziliensis MHOM/BR/75/M2904, 549 nucleotides long. Its product is annotated as putative ADP-ribosylation factor. Bases 1 to 549 code for a protein of 182 amino acids. Gene Ontology annotation, biological process: vesicle-mediated transport; intracellular protein transport. The record is from RefSeq and is a predicted model, not a curated record. Gene Ontology annotation, cellular component: cytoplasm. Gene Ontology annotation, molecular function: GTP binding; GTPase activity. NCBI's taxonomy places the organism in Eukaryota, Euglenozoa, Kinetoplastea, Trypanosomatida, Trypanosomatidae. The transcript has a single exon.